This is a messenger RNA of Psilocybe cubensis, 1557 nucleotides long. RefSeq lists its product as uncharacterized. The record is from RefSeq and is a predicted model, not a curated record. The transcript has 8 exons. NCBI's taxonomy places the organism in Eukaryota, Fungi, Basidiomycota, Agaricomycetes, Agaricales, Agrocybaceae. Bases 1 to 1557 code for a protein of 518 amino acids.
AUGGGCCCUGUACAGGGUACUGUGAUUGUGAUGUAUACUUUGUCUGGGGCUAUUCUCGUUUUAUGCGGAUCGUUGUCCUUACUUAGAGGGGUUAGUUGUGCCCCAACAGUAGAUUCCACUCAGACUUCGUCUGCCGCAGCAGCAGCCGUAUCCGUAACUUUGGACGGACUUACAUACAUCAAUAAGGGGCUUGUUGGAUUUGGUCUUAUUCCUUCGGAUUUCUUAGAAUCAACUGGCGAUACCAUUGGUGGAAUCGGAAGUGCUAUCGCUAUCAAACGUGGUACAUGGACGGCUCACACAGAUGGGACCUUCUCUGGAACCUUGGUCGUCCAUCCUGAUCGCGGUUUUAAUGUUGAUGGCACAGUUGACUAUCAAGCGCGUCGCCAUGAACUUCGGUUCACGUUGUCUCCAUAUACGAGCUCUACUCAACUAACGUUCUCCGCUGCGCAACAGACGUUUAAUAUUUCGUAUGUUAACACUACUCUUGAGGUUGAAAGGGGAAAUACGAAGACAAGUGGUCUGGAUCCCAGCGCAAUCAGACCAGCUCAGAGUGGAUUUCCAACGGUACCGACUGCCGAUCCUCAGAUGCCAAUUGCCUCGAACAGCGAGCCGCAUCUCGUGUUGGAUAUCGAGGGUAUUGUAUUAAACACUGAUGGAUCAUACUGGCUAAGUGAUGAGUAUGGUCCAUACAUCUAUCGGUUCAAUGCGGCAGGGCAACUCUUGCAGACGAUCCAGCCUCCCGCAGCAAUCCUACCCAUUAUCGACGGAGAGCUGAAUUUCACUUCCGAGGACGAUCCAGAUACCGGGAGGGCAGCUAAUCAAGGCUUCGAAGGCCUUACCAUCGAUCCUACCACAAACACUCUAUAUGCCAUGCUCCAGUCUGCCACUAUCCAAGAUGGUGGUAGCGACAAGAGCACAUCACGCUUUACGCGCCUAUUUGCUUACAACGUAUCGAAUCCGUUGGUUGAAGUACCCUUAAUUGGAGAAUGGGUGGUGCCAUUGCCACAAAGCAGCAGCGGAAAAACGGAAGCUUGUAGUGAAAUACACUUCUUAGGUGCUGGUGUGUUUUUGGCACUGUCUAGAGAUGGAGAUGGACGGGGAGGAAACGAUAACAAAUCCAGUUACAAGCAGGCAGACUUGUUCUCUAUUGCUAAAGCCACAGAUAUCCAUGGUACCUCAUUCGACACUGCUUCGACACCUAUUUCACCUAACGGAAAACUGGCCAAAAGUAUCACUGCCGCUAAUUACGUAUCCUUUGUCAACUUUUUGGACAGUACUCAAUUGGCCAGAUUUGGUUUGCACAAUGGUUCCCCAGACGACGAGACCUUGAUCGAUGCAAAAUGGGAAUCGUUAGCUCUGGCACCCGCUAAUGACCCAUCCUUCCCCAACGACUACUUUUUGAUCACUGCUUCUGAUAAUGAUUUCCUCAGCACACAUGGAGUUUCCCUUGGCGUCCCUUUUGACGCUGGAAUAGAUGUGGAUAACCAGUUUUUGGUCUUCCGGGUUACUCUGCCUAGCAUUGUCCCUGGGAGCGUUCAACUCAACCUAGGGAUCUGA